Messenger RNA from Mucor mucedo, 546 nucleotides. RefSeq lists its product as uncharacterized. The record is from RefSeq and is a predicted model, not a curated record. The transcript has 3 exons. Lineage: Eukaryota; Fungi; Mucoromycota; Mucoromycetes; Mucorales; Mucoraceae. Bases 1 to 546 code for a protein of 181 amino acids.
AUGCGUAGACUUCACCCUUCAUCUUAUAUUACUUACCGCAAGUACUCCAUAAUACUUGCUUGUCUUACCACAUUGAUACGAAAUCUUAGAAAGGUGCACGGUGGACACUACAUAUGUUCUUUCAUAAGGAAAAAACCUGUGUAUUCCGAGGUGGAUAACGACGACGGCAACAAUAACAACUCUCCAAAUGUCUAUAAUCCUGCACCAGACCAGAUGCAGUCCUCUCGCUUGACCAUGGAUGAACGCAGCUCAAGCUCCUCAUACUCAGAUAAUGUCCAGAUGGUGUAUGGGCGAAACCCUAUAUUGCGUGCAAAUGGACCAAAAAACUGGCACUGUAAAUAUGCUGUCACUGAACGGAAAAUCUAUCAUUUUCUUAUCUCUGUUGAAAACCUACAGUAUACUUUAGUUGUCCAGCUAGAUGGCCAAUGGAUCCUUCCUAUGAAGGAAAAAAGUACAAAGGAAGAAGACACAGUUGUAAAUACAAAUCACUUGCUCCAGCAUUUUGUUUCAACUAGCCCCUUCGAUAAACCAUAUAUUGAGGAAUAA